Molecule: messenger RNA, 1533 nt
Organism: Bombina bombina (fire-bellied toad)
Lineage: Eukaryota; Metazoa; Chordata; Amphibia; Anura; Bombinatoridae
Product: transmembrane protein 151B
Exons: 2
Coding region: 1-1533 (510 amino acids)
Source: RefSeq, a predicted model, not a curated record
AUGGAGGAUGUAGAAUCUGAAAGUCACCAUGUGUUUAUCAAUGGCAAAAGAAAAAUGCAGCCUGACAGAAAUAGAAGUGAUGAACACGUAAGGGAGCAGCAAAGACCAGAGAAACAGUCCCUGAGUACGUCUAUGUGUCGGGAGUCACACUGGAAAUGCCUCCUUCUCUCCAUUCUCAUGUUUGUAUGUCUGGGUGCAGUGACUUGGUGCCAAGUAACCAGCGUGACCAAGCUCAGCUUCGACAGUUCUCUUAAGGGUAGGUCCAUGAUCUACCAUGGUAGUCCUUGCUCAGAUGGUUAUGUCUACAUCCCCUUGGCUUUCCUUGCUAUGCUUUAUGUGGUCUACCUUGUAGAAUGCUGGCAUUUUCAUUCAAAAAAUGAACUACAGAAUAAAGCAGAUGUUACCAGUGUUCACGACCAGAUACAGCGUAUGCGGCAAGCUACACCUUGUAUCUGGUGGAAGGCUAUCAGCUACCACUUUGUUAGGCGUACUAGACAAGUCACUCGCUACCGACAUGGUGAUGCUUAUACCACUACUCAGGUCUACCAUGAACGGGUAAACACUCAUGUGGCUGAAGCAGAGUUUGAAUACUCCCAUUGUGGUAUAACGGACAUCUCCAAAGAUUUAUUGGACUUGGAACGUCAUCCAGCAACAAAAUUGAAAUUCACCAAGUGCUUCAGCUUUGCCAACCUAGAGUCUGAAAAUUCCUAUCUUACUCAGCGUGCCCGAUUCUUUACAGAGAUUGAGGGACUGGAUGACUAUAUGGAAGCUAGGGAAGGAAUGCAGCUGAAAAAUGUGGACUUUAAGGAAUUAGUAAUUGCCUAUGUGGAUCUAGAACGACUUCCAUGGUUUGUUUCACAUUAUGCUUUCUGGGCAGCAGCAGUACUCAUGCUUUCUUGGCCACUGAGAGUUUUUAUAGAAUAUAGAACUGCUCAUGUGCAUUACCACAUUGAAAAACUUUUGGGAUUAGACUACCAGGCACCUACAACUGAAGAGGAACCUAUAUACAGAUUCAGAAUGCCAAGAGUCAGCACCUUUGACAGUACAGAGCUGGAAUGGCACAUCUGUACAAACAGACAGUUAAUUCCAAGUUAUUCUGAGGCAGUGAUGAUGGAUCUCACAGACACAUCACUGUGUAAUGGCUACUCUUCUUGUGGAUACAAUGGUGUUUUGCGUACAUGUGAAGGUUGCAACAGGACCUCCAGUAAUUCUUCCAUUUUUUCCCGCCAUGCUAUGCAUAGCUGCAGUGCGGGCCCAUCUCACCUCUCUCUCAGCACCAGUCGCUUCUCACUCUGCCAGCUGCAUGGAUCCCACAGGACAGGGCUCUGGCGCAGCCGCAGUAGUAGUUUGGCAGAAAGAGGUUGCCAGGAUGAAAGAUGCUGCUCCUAUUCUAGCCAGCUGGCAAUCAAUGAAAAUCCACCAACUUACCAUGAUGCCCGCUUCUUUCCAGUGCUCAUAGUCCACCGUCAGGAGGGUUGCCGUAGCAGAAAUUUUUGUAUCCACCGUUCUUCAUGCAUGGAGACAUCAUUGUGA